AGCGGGACUCACCAGCGGGAACGCGCGCGCGCGCCUCCAAGGGUGGACUUUGGUACCGGGCUGUCAAUCACUUCUCGCAUGUUUUGAUUCCUGAAAGUUAGUGUCAGUGGACUAGCUGGAAAAUGUCCGCUGCGGCGCCGCCUGUAAAUGACCAGUAUGUGUUUCGUCGACGUGAAUUUGAAGAGCUGUCGUCAGAGAACCAGAGAAGAUGGCAUACUCCCCCUCAACCUGUCCAAGGCAGGCAGACCGCACUACAUCAGCAGCGACACAGGGUUGAUGGCAGCCGGACCCGACCCCGACCUCCCAGCGACCCCAGCGCCAGGUGGCCCCAUGUGGACGACCCCACCACCAGAGAGCCUCAGCUUGAUGACUGCGAGCGGAUGGGGACCCUGUUUGGGAUGCUCAACAAGUGUCUGCGGGGGGUGGGCUUCAGCCAGAUGUACUUUGGGGACAAGAUAGUGGAGCCGGUGGUGAUUGUCUUCUUCUGGCUGUUGCUCUGGUUCCUGGGGAUCCAGGCCCUGGGAUUGGUGGGAACUCUGUGCAUCAUCAUCAUCUACAUCCAGAAGUAAUGAGAGCUGGCGGUCAGAGCGGCGCCGGCUGUUUUCUUUGGUUAAUGCUUACACACGCGGGACUCAUGCUGCUGGAUGUUUGGAUUGGAGUCUGCAGUGGAUCUGUGCUUUUAGGGAGGGGGGAUAAG
Molecule: messenger RNA, 697 nt
Organism: Dicentrarchus labrax (European seabass)
Lineage: Eukaryota; Metazoa; Chordata; Actinopteri; Moronidae
Gene: fam241a
Product: family with sequence similarity 241 member A
Exons: 2
Coding region: 123-569 (148 amino acids)
Cellular component (GO): intracellular membrane-bounded organelle
Source: RefSeq, a predicted model, not a curated record